Molecule: messenger RNA, 1158 nt
Organism: Ceratosolen solmsi marchali
Lineage: Eukaryota; Metazoa; Arthropoda; Insecta; Hymenoptera; Agaonidae
Gene: Cdk1
Product: Cyclin-dependent kinase 1
Exons: 4
Coding region: 193-1089 (298 amino acids)
Biological process (GO): mitotic G2 DNA damage checkpoint signaling; protein phosphorylation; G2/M transition of mitotic cell cycle
Cellular component (GO): nucleus
Molecular function (GO): ATP binding; cyclin-dependent protein serine/threonine kinase activity
Source: RefSeq, a predicted model, not a curated record
AAUUUUGAAUUUAACCGUUGUUAACUGUGUGAGUAUCGUAGCAUGCUCUCAAUUUAAGUUGAAAAGUUAAUCUUCCUGCUCUGGUCGAUUUUUGUAGGAAAAUUAGUAAAUAAUAAAUCAAAAAAGAUAUUUUUCUCCGUAUCUUAAGACAUUAUUUAAUUAAUAAAUCAUUUAUAAUAUUCAUAAAUUAUAAUGGACAAUUUCAUCAGAAUCGAAAAGAUUGGAGAAGGUACAUAUGGAGUUGUAUAUAAGGGAAAACAUAAAAAAACUGGUGAAAUUGUUGCGAUGAAAAAGAUACGAUUGGAAAGUGAGGAUGAAGGAGUUCCAUCAACAGCCAUUAGAGAAGUAUCAUUACUGAAGGAAUUGAAGCAUCCAAAUAUUGUAAGUCUUAUGGAUGUAUUAAUGGAGGAAUCAAAACUAUACCUUAUAUUUGAAUAUCUCACAAUGGAUCUUAAAAAAUAUAUGGAUAAUUUGGGAACUGAAAAACUUAUGGAUCCAGGGUUAGUUAAAUCAUAUUUAUAUCAGAUAACAAGAGCUAUUUUAUUUUGUCAUCAACGUAGAGUACUUCAUCGUGAUUUAAAACCACAAAAUCUUUUAAUAGGUAAAAAGGGAGUUAUAAAAGUAGCUGAUUUUGGUUUAGGCAGAGCAUUUGGCAUACCAGUGCGUGUUUAUACACACGAGGUUGUAACAUUAUGGUAUAGAGCACCUGAAAUUCUUUUAGGAGCAAAUAGAUAUACUUGCAGCAUUGAUAUGUGGAGCAUUGGUUGUAUUUUUGCAGAAAUGGCAACAAGAAAGCCAUUAUUUCAAGGAGAUAGUGAAAUAGAUCAAUUAUUUAGAAUAUUUCGUGUGCUGAAAACCCCAACGGAAGAAAUUUGGCCAGGUGUUACACAGCUAGCUGAUUAUAAAGCAACUUUCCCCAAUUGGAUAACAAAUAAUUUGCAAUUACAAGUAAAAAAUUUGGAUAAAAAUGGCCUAGAUUUAUUAGAUGCAAUGCUAACAUAUGAUCCAGCAGCAAGAAUAACAGCCAGGGAUGCAUUGUUGCACUCUUAUUUUGACGACUUAGAUAAAAGGAAAUUACCAACUGCAUAAAACUUCAUUAAUUUUAGUUCCAUGUACUAUUGUUUUUUUUUUAGUUUUACCUUUAACAUUUAAUAUCAC